This is a messenger RNA of Phytophthora nicotianae INRA-310, 618 nucleotides long. RefSeq lists its product as hypothetical. Bases 1 to 618 code for a protein of 205 amino acids. The record is from RefSeq and is a predicted model, not a curated record. NCBI's taxonomy places the organism in Eukaryota, Oomycota, Peronosporomycetes, Peronosporales, Peronosporaceae. The transcript has a single exon.
AUGCAACCUGUGCUACGGCAUUCCGCAUCAUGCAGAGCAACACCGAGGAAGGCAACGCGCCGACGCCGCUGCGCACCUCGCUCAGGCGUCACCGUGCGCGCACAUCGCCGUACAGCAUGGACAGAAGUACGCCACAAGAGAGAAGCCCAUCUCAAGACCGGGAACAACGCUCAACGAGCGAGGAAGACCGUCCUGAAGCGGGUCAAGCAGGUACUUCCGCUGGUCCGAGCUGCAGCCAUUUCUUCCCCUGGAGCUGGGCCAGAAGCUAUGGGAGAUGCUCCUGCAGAAAACAUGAUAACAAGUGCAGUUUCUACAGCCAGACCAGCAGCUACAACACCUCAUCCAGGCACUUUGCAGACGAACCAAGCCUCAACUGGUGCUCAACCUAUUCUAGCAGGUCCUGACGACCUUUUCGAGUUAAUUGUUCGUCCUCUCGUAAAGCAAUCAGUCCGCCAGCGUGAUAGGUCCGGUGAGGUUUACCGGCAUGACGUGUUCACGGGGAAUUCUUUCAACAGCAUCAUGGAGGCUAUCUGGGAGAAAUAUCCACCUAUUGUGAAACAUCGCGCCGUUAAAAUGAACGGUGUAUGGAGUGUCGAGACUCCUGAUAUCGCAGCAUGA